AUGAUACUCUCUACUCGAUUUGGGAACAGUCUGUGCGGACGUCACGAGAAACGUUUAUUGAAUGAGCUGCUGUCGACGUAUAACACCCUGGAGCGGCCUGUUGCCAACGAGAGCGAACCUCUCGAAGUGCGAUUUGGCAUCACGUUGCAACAAAUCAUAGAUGUGGAUGAGAAGAAUCAAAUAUUGACGACGAACGCGUGGCUCAAGUUGGAAUGGAUGGACUACAACCUUCAAUGGAACGAAUCCGAGUACGGAGGCGUGAAGGACCUUCGAAUUACACCAAACAAGCUUUGGAAGCCAGACAUACUCAUGUACAACAGUGCGGAUGAGGGUUUCGACGGAACGUACCAAACAAACGUGGUGGUCACGCAUAACGGCAGUUGCCUGUACGUUCCUCCGGGCAUCUUCAAGAGCACUUGCAAGAUAGACAUCACUUGGUUCCCCUUUGACGACCAACACUGUGACAUGAAGUUCGGAUCCUGGACCUACGACGGCAACCAGGUCGAUUUGGUGCUCAGUUCGGAGACUGGUGGCGAUCUGUCCGAUUUCAUUACGAACGGGGAAUGGUACCUUAUCGGAAUGCCAGGAAAGAAGAACACGAUAACGUACCAGUGUUGUCCCGAGCCAUACGUAGACGUGACGUUCACCAUACAAAUUCGCAGGAGGACCCUGUAUUAUUUUUUCAACCUGAUCGUGCCGUGUGUGCUGAUAUCGAGCAUGGCUCUUCUGGGUUUCACUUUGCCGCCAGACUCUGGGGAGAAGCUCACCUUAGGAGUGACGAUUCUGCUGUCGCUGACAGUUUUCCUGAACCUCGUGGCAGAAAGCAUGCCGACGACCUCGGACGCAGUUCCCUUAAUAGGAGUGACCAUCUUGUUAUCGCUGACGGUGUUCCUGAACCUUGUCGCCGAGACUCUGCCUCAGGUCUCCGACGCUAUACCUCUGUUAGGGUCAUACUUCAAUUGCAUCAUGUUCAUGGUGGCGAGCAGCGUCGUUCUGACGGUGUUGGUGCUAAACUUUCAUCACAGGUCACCGGACAGAUACGUGAUGCCACAAUGGAUAAAAACGUUGUUUUUAAACUGGCUGCCGUGUUUGCUGUGCAUGAGUCGUCCAGGCAAAAAGAUCCAGAAGAAGAAUAUUCUCAUGAGCAACCGGAUGAAGGAUAUGGAGCUACAAGAAAGAAGUAGCAAGAGUUUGCUCGCGAAUGUUUUAGACAUCGACGAUGACUUUCGUCACAGAAAUAGUGCGGGAAAUCCUCCUUCCGGAUAUAUAAGGUCGGCGUAUGGUACACCGUUGUCCACUGGGAGGCCAGCGACGGUCGAAGAUACGUCGGCGUCGUUACCUCUUAGCGGGAUGCAGGAGGAAUUACACACAAUUCUUAAAGAAUUACGAUUCAUUACGGAUCGUAUGAAAAAAGCGGACGAGAGCGACGAUGUAAUUAGCGAUUGGAAAUAUGCCGCUAUGGUGGUGGACAGGCUUUGCUUGUACACGUUCACGUUGUUCACGGUUCUGGCCACGGUAGUCAUAUUGUAUCGUGCGCCACACAUAAUCGUCCAAUAAAUAGACUGCCCCGGUCAAGUCACCGAAAAAAUGCACAAAAAACGCCAAAGAAACGACGACACGUGGAUCUCGAGGAGGCUGCUACGGGAGAGCCUGACGAAGACAACAGACAUCUUCCUCGCUUUAUAAUAUCUCCCCUCUUCUCGCUCUCCCUUCUCUGUUCUCCCGUUUUCUUCUUCCUGGAGAAAUUGGACGCGGACAGAGUGCACGGUGCUUCCGGUUGAGCGUCGACGAAGAGGUGGAGUAGUACGAGAAGCUAGGACAAUGAAGAGCAGCAGGAAGCUGAAGAGGAAAGAGGAUGUUCCGUUUCGGUUCUUUGGACUCUAUCGAAUCAGUUCGAUCAGCAAAAAAAGGAAAAGAUAAAAGUCGAAUCAAAGUAUUCCCGGGACAAAAGGGUCGACGAUGAAGGGACUAGGGAUGAAAUAACGAGGAAGGACUAGGGAUGAUGUAUACACACAUGUGUCACGGGAGGAGGACAGAGACGCCUCGACAUACUGUUGACAAUACACGGCCACGUUGUGCGUUCACUUUCUUCGGUUACCCUCUCUGUUAACCUAAUUAAUCGACCGCUGUCACCUUUCUCUCCGUGAUAGAUAAAUCGAUGUUCGUCGUUUAAUCAUCGUUGACGCGCGCGCGCAUUUACAUUUCUUUCUUUCGUUUUUCCUUUAUCUUCGGGAAUUCGAGAAACGGU
This is a messenger RNA of Megachile rotundata (alfalfa leafcutting bee), 2248 nucleotides long. RefSeq names its product nicotinic acetylcholine receptor alpha6 (gene nAChRalpha6). Gene Ontology annotation, biological process: monoatomic ion transmembrane transport. The record is from RefSeq and is a predicted model, not a curated record. Lineage: Eukaryota; Metazoa; Arthropoda; Insecta; Hymenoptera; Megachilidae. Gene Ontology annotation, molecular function: transmembrane signaling receptor activity; acetylcholine-gated monoatomic cation-selective channel activity. Gene Ontology annotation, cellular component: postsynaptic membrane.